This is a messenger RNA of Nanorana parkeri, 850 nucleotides long. It is a transcript of the gene AMN1, whose product is annotated as antagonist of mitotic exit network 1 homolog. The transcript has 7 exons. Gene Ontology annotation, molecular function: protein binding. Gene Ontology annotation, cellular component: SCF ubiquitin ligase complex. Bases 59 to 835 code for a protein of 258 amino acids. The record is from RefSeq and is a predicted model, not a curated record. Lineage: Eukaryota; Metazoa; Chordata; Amphibia; Anura; Dicroglossidae. Gene Ontology annotation, biological process: SCF-dependent proteasomal ubiquitin-dependent protein catabolic process.
GAGCGAGUCUUUGCAGACAGUCCCUGACUUUGUUGACGCCGCUGCUUCCAUCGUAACAAUGAACUGCCGCGGGGUGGACCCUCUGUUAGACAGGUGUCUGAUUUGCCUUUCUAAGAACCUCGCUCUGUAUGAGUCAGAGAUAGAGCCUCUACCACCAAACCUAAAGGACAAACUAAUAAAGCUUCUGUGUGUCAAGGGGCUCCUCACAGACUCUAACAUCAGGCGGGUGUUGCAUCCAUCAGUCAAGAAACUGGACCUCCGUGACUGUGAUGUUUCAGACAAUGCCCUGCGAGUGAUAUCGCUAUGCAAGCAGCUCAAGAAAAUCAAUUUAAAUUCUUGCAAAGGGGAGGAAAGAACUUCAGUCACUUCAGAAGGCAUUGAAGCAGUCGCACAGUCUUGUCCUUACCUCCAUGAGAUCACACUGAAAAAAUGCCGCAAUAUAACCGACGAUGGCAUCUUGUCCCUCUCCCUGCAUUGCCCACUGCUACAGAUUGUCAACCUGAGUGGCUGCACCCUAAUCUCCGACGUCUCCCUGCAGGCUCUGGGACAGAAUUGCCCUCUUCUACAUAGCGUGGAUUUCUCUGUAACAGCGGUGACAGAUGAUGGGGUUUUGGCUCUUGCGGCAGGAAGAUGUUCACAAAAUCUAAAGGAAGUUCAUAUGGAUCGCUGUGUUCAUCUUACUGAUGACUCGGUGGAAGCCAUCUUGACGUGUUGUCCGAACAUUUACAUCCUGCUUUUCCAUGGCUGUCCACAAAUUACAGAUCGUUCUAGGGAGGCCUUGGAACAGCUUGUGGGACCAGACAAAAUAAAACAAGUCACAUGGACAGUUUAUUAGCAGCAUCACCGGAAG